CCUGCUUCUCCCGCGUACGUCAUUUGUGUUCGACGAACGAGCCGCUUGCAUGCUUUCUUUUACUGUCUAUGCUUGCAUGUGGAAAUGUUUCCUUGAAUCCUACGAUGCGUUUUGAUAUAAAAUGUCCUCUGAAAACAGCCAGCGAACGGAACCUGGAGCUCAGGAAAAUCGUGCACAAAAAGAGGAGCUGAACAAGAAGAUAAAAGAGCAAAAGAUUGUCGUUGAUGAGUUGAGCAAUUUGAAGAAAAACAGGAGAGUUUACACCCUGCAGCCCAACAGCAAUAUAUUCUUCCUGGCAGACAAAGGAGAGACCCUUAGCACUUGUAAAGAGGAUCUGGAUAAUAUGAGAAAAGAAUAUCGAGAUAUAUAGUGCCUUGAGAUCAUGUGCGGUAUCUGCUGCGUGGUCAGUUUGACCACAGCGCAUAAUCCCCUGGACAAGCAUGUCCAUGAAAAUCUCAAGCACAGAGGGCCCAACUCUAGCUGGGACAUUACAGAGCCAAUCUCAAACGGCAGUCUAGUUUUCUCUGCACAUGUGCUUCACAUGAGAGGAUGCUUGACACCUCAGCCUCUUCAAGAUGACAAUGGAAACAUGCUUCUCUGGAAUGGAGAGGUAUUUGGUGGUCUGAGAGUAGAACAGGGAGAAAAUGACACCAAAGUUGUUCUCCAUCACCUGUCAAUGGCUCAGUGUGCCUCAGAUAUGCUAUCUUUACUAUCGCAACUCAGAGGACCAUGGGCCUUUAUAUAUUACCAAAAAGUAGAGCGCUGUAUCUGGUUUGGGAGAGAUUUUUUUGGAAGAAGAAGUCUGCUUUGGCAAUUCGAUCCUGAAGGGACAUCUUUCACACUUUCAUCAGUUGCUUCCCUGCCAGUAGAUAAUAUUCAGUCCCAAUGGCAGGAAGUACCACCUAGUGGAGUGUACCGGUUUGACCUUAAAGACUCUUCACCUUUACGUCCAUUUGUAUUUGAAUUUUUUCCAUGGGUUUUCCACAGUGGUGAAGAGCCAAAUGAAAGCCCGGAAUCGAAAUGCGUAGGUCUUCCCAGAUCUGUCACUGUUAAUAGUUCUGGACUUUACCUGACCUCUCCUAUUUGUCCAAUGAACAUAUCCAUUUCAUCAUUUACAACUGAACGAGAUCAGAAUGUUUCUCAAACCUCUGUUGAAAAUCUGAAAGGAUUUUUAACAAACUCUAAAAAGAAAGCAGUGGUUAGCACGCUCAUUGGUAUUCUAA
Carassius gibelio (silver crucian carp) is the source of this 1223-nucleotide messenger RNA. RefSeq names its product ASNSD1 upstream open reading frame protein-like. The record is from RefSeq and is a predicted model, not a curated record. The coding region runs from base 122 to 370 and encodes 82 amino acids. The transcript has 4 exons. Lineage: Eukaryota; Metazoa; Chordata; Actinopteri; Cypriniformes; Cyprinidae.